Messenger RNA from Colletotrichum orchidophilum, 1314 nucleotides. RefSeq names its product WD repeat domain-containing phosphoinositide-interacting protein 4. Gene Ontology annotation, molecular function: phosphatidylinositol-3,5-bisphosphate binding; phosphatidylinositol-3-phosphate binding; protein binding. Gene Ontology annotation, biological process: protein lipidation; autophagy of mitochondrion; protein localization to phagophore assembly site. Lineage: Eukaryota; Fungi; Ascomycota; Sordariomycetes; Glomerellales; Glomerellaceae. The annotation marks the transcript as partial. The record is from RefSeq and is a predicted model, not a curated record. Gene Ontology annotation, cellular component: phagophore assembly site membrane; extrinsic component of membrane; cytosol. The transcript has 4 exons.
AAUAUUGGCCUGGCCCGCCAGUCUUGCAUCCGCAGCGCUCAUCCCUUAUUACCGAGCCCCUCUCCGUCACACACGCAGGCGAGGCGUCACCGACCUGGUACUGCGACUUACAGGCACGGUAUUCGUACUCUACCAGCCACAAUGAACACUCGCCCACCUAUCGAGACGGCGCCCUCGACCGUGGUACUUUCCGUGUCGUUCAACAAUGAUGCUAGUUGCUUCUCAGUUGGUCUCAACUCAGGAAUAUGCAUCUUCCAUACCAAGUCUUGCCUUCUCAAGGCAUCCAGAGACUUCAACGCUGGCAUCGGUCUAGUCGAGAUGAUGGGAACCACGAAUUACCUAGCUCUCGUCGGUGGCGGCAGACAACCCAAGUUUAGCAGCACCAAAACCAUUAUCUGGGACGAUAUGAAAGGUAGAGUGGCCAUAGAGAUCGCCUCUCUAACACCAGUGCGGGGCGUCCGGAUCGGUCGAAACCGGAUCGUCGUUGCGCUCCAAAACAGCGUUCGCGUAUACUCGUUUGCAAAGCCUCCCGACCUGCAGUCAGUGUACGAGACCACGGACAACCCUCUCGGCCUUGUUGCCAUGUCAGACAAGACCAUUGCAUUCCCAGGCAGAACGGUUGGCCAGAUCCAGCUCGUCGACAUUGGAACCGGCAACGUCAGCAUCAUCCCCGCUCACUCAUCUGCCCUUCGGGCUAUUCAAGUAAGCCCGGAUGGUGAGCUUCUGGCCACAGCGAGCGAGAUGGGCACUCUCAUCAGAGUCUUUGCCACGAGCAACUGUGCCAGGCUCGCCGAGCUGCGGCGAGGCGUUGAUCCGGCCACCAUUUUCUCCCUCGCCUUCAGCCCCGAGGGCACGAAGCUCGCUUGCACAUCAGACAAGUCGACGCUGCACGUGUUUGACGUCCCGCACCCUAAGAAGCCCAUGACCGCGCCGACCAGCCCGACGGUGUCGCAAAUGGCAGGAUCUGGUAUUCUCGCGGGCAGGCCGGCCGACGAUGGCAAGGGCCGCUGGGGCUUCCUGGGCAAGAUCCCCCUGAUGCCGCGGAUGUUCUCCGACGUGUACUCUUUCUCGUCUGCACCGUUCGAAGCAGGUGAUGACCCCCUGAUCGGCGGCCUGCCCAUGUCAGACCAGACGACCCUUGGAACAACGAGACCACAGAAAGGGGUCAUCGGAUGGAUCACGGAGGACAGUUUGGUGAUUAUUGGCGCCGGACAUGACGCCAGGUGGGAGAAGUUCGUGAUAUCCAAGGGCGAGGACGGACGCCGAUACGUCGUGCGAGAAGGUUGGAAGCGAUACUUGGGCAGCGCUUCAUGA